Messenger RNA from Cannabis sativa, 3321 nucleotides. Its product is annotated as pentatricopeptide repeat-containing protein At4g30825, chloroplastic. NCBI's taxonomy places the organism in Eukaryota, Viridiplantae, Streptophyta, Magnoliopsida, Rosales, Cannabaceae. The coding region runs from base 135 to 2792 and encodes 885 amino acids. The transcript has 2 exons. Gene Ontology annotation, molecular function: protein binding. The record is from RefSeq and is a predicted model, not a curated record.
UUCCAACUUCCAUUAUCUUACCCCAAAUCCACCCAACCCACCUCACUCAAACUCAAACUCACACUCAGACCCAUCUCUCUCUCUUUUAUUGGUUAGUACUUUUCACUCUUCCAUUGAUAUUGCUUUAUUAAGUAAUGGGUUCUCUUAGAUUUUCAGUUUCUUUGGAUGGAUUUGAUUCCAAAAAGUUGAAUUCCUCUCUAACCUCAAGCAAUUUUCAUGUUGGUAGAUCUUAUACACUCAGUUCUCUGAAUAGGGUCAUUAACAUUAAGUCUAAAGAAUAUUUGCACAGUGAUUUAGUUAAGGAGAGCAUUGUUGAGCAAAAAUCCAAUUACAGUGGUGCUAAUAAGAAAGAGAGUAAAAGGGAGAUGGGUUCAAAAGUUGGUUUGAGAAGGAAUAGGUGGGAAAGGGAACUAGAGAAUUUGUUUGUUAAUGAUGGUGAAAUAGAUGUUAAUUACUCUGUUAUUAAGUCUGAUAUGAGCUUAGAGCAGUGUAAUGCUGUUUUGAGAAGGCUAGAGGGGUGUAAUGACACCAAAACUUUGAGAUUCUUUGAGUGGAUGAGAAUUAAUGGGAAGUUAGAUGGUAAUGUAAGUGCUUAUAAUUUGGUUUUUAGGGUUUUGGGUAGAAGAGAAGAUUGGGAUACAGCUGAAAAAAUGAUUUUGGAAUUGAAAAAUGAUUUGGGUUGUGAUGAUUAUCAAAUUUUCAAUACACUUAUUUAUGGUUGUUGUAAACUUGGGCGUGUUGGGUUAGGAGGUAAGUGGUUGAGAAUGAUGCUUGAACAUGGGGUUCAGCCAAAUGUUGCUACAUUUGGUAUGCUCAUGAAGCUAUACCAGAAAAGUUGGAGUGUUGAGGAGGCAGAGUUUACAUUUUCCCUAAUGAGAAAUUUGGGAAUUGUAUGUCCGUCUGCAUACUCAUCAUUAAUCACAAUUUAUACUCGUUUGAACUUGUAUGAAAAAGCUGAAGAGGUUAUUGGUUUUAUGAGAGAAGAUAAAUUGAUGCCUAAUUUGGAUAAUUGGUUGGUAAUGCUUAAUGCUUAUAGUCAACAAGGAAAGUUAGAGGAUGCUGAACUGGUUUUGGUCUCAAUGCAAAAGGCUGGCUUUCCCCCUAACAUUGUUGCUUACAACACAUUGAUAACUGGGUAUGGUAGAGCAUCGAAAAUGGAUGCUGCUCAACGGCUAUUCGUGUACAUAAAGAAAAUUGGAUUAGAGCCUGAUGAAACAACUUACCGUUCAAUGAUCGAGGGUUGGGGUCGGGUAGACAACUAUAAGGAGGCUAUAUGGUACUAUCAGAAGCUUAAAGAGUUUGGAUUCAAGCCUAACUCAUCUAACCUUUACACACUAAUAAACUUGCAAGCGAAAUAUGGGAAAGAAGAAGAUGCUGUAAGAACUCUUGAUGAUAUGAUGAAGAUUGGAUGCCAGUAUUCCUCAAUCAUUGGUAUUCUUCUGCAGGCAUAUGAGAGAGCUGGGAGAAUAGAUAAAGUGCCUUUACUUUUGAAAGGUCCUUUUUAUCAACAUGUUCUUGUUAAUCAGACUUCUUGCUCCAUUCUUGUCAUGGCUUAUGUGAAACAAAAUUUGGUGGAGGAAGCUAUCAAUGUGUUGAGGGACAAAGUUUGGAAGGACCCAAGUUUUGAAGAUAACUUGUAUCAUUUGUUAAUAUGCUCUUGUAAGGAGUUGGGUCAUUUUGAUAAUGCUGUUAAAAUAUACAGUCAUAUGCCUAAAAAUGAGGACAAGCCAAAUAUGCAUAUCACAUGCACAAUGAUUGAUAUUUAUAGUGUCAUGGGCUUAUUUUCUGAAGCUAAGAAGCUUUAUUUGAAGUUGAAAUCUUCAGAAAUUGAAUUGGACACUAUUGGCUUUACUAUAGUCCUAAGGAUGUAUGUAAAAGCUGGUUCUUUGACUGAUGCUUGUUCUGUUCUAGAUGAAAUUGACAAACAGAAGGAUUUUAAUCCUGAUAUCCAUCUAACCCGUGAUAUGCUCCGCCUUUAUCAGCGUUGUGAGAAGCAGGAUAAAUUAGCAAGUUUGUACUAUAAAAUCUUGAAGAGUGAAGUGCCUUGGGAUCAGGAAAUGUAUAAUUGUGUCAUAAAUUGCUGUGCUCGCGCCUUGCCAGUUGAUGAGAUUUCCCGGCUCUUUGAAGAGAUGCUUCAACGCGGGUUCAUUCCUAAUACCAUUACCUUGAAUGUUGUGCUUCAUCUUUAUGGAAAAUCAAAGCUUUUCAGGAAGGCAAGGAAGUUGUUCUGGAUGGCCCAAAAGUGGGGCUUAGUAGAUGUGAUUUCCUACAAUACUUUGAUAGCAGCUUAUGGGAAAAGUAAAGAUUUUACUAAAAUGGAGUCAACAGUUAAAUCGAUGCAAUUUCGAGGAUUUUCAGUUUCCCUUGAGGCAUAUAAUUGUAUGUUGGAUGCUUAUGGAAAAGAAAAACAAAUGGAGAAUUUCCAAAAUGUACUACAGAAAAUGAAGGAAUCAAACUGUAAUUCAGAUCAUUACACAUACAACAUCAUGAUCAAUAUAUAUGGAGAGCAAAGAUGGAUAGAUGAAGUUGCUGAAGUGUUAACAGCAUUGAAUGAAUGUGGGCUUAAACCUGAUCUUUAUAGUUAUAACACUUUAAUUAAGGCGUAUGGGAUUGCUCAAAUGGUGGAAGAGGCAGUUGGUUUGAUCAAGGAAAUGAGAGAAAAUGGCAUAGAACCUGAUAAAGUAACAUAUCUUAAUCUGAUUACUGCACUGCGACGGAAUGAUAAGUUUCUCGAGGCUGUUAAGUGGUCCUUGUGGAUGAAGCAGAUGGGAUUGCACGGCAAACAAAACUGAGGUUGAAUGGUUUUCCAAAUUCCUUCAAAGAGACAUUGAAUUCUCACUUUGUUAGAAUGGACCGCAAGUAUUAUCGAUAGCUUAAUGAUCUGCAAAGUGGUUCCAGAUGUUUAGGAGAUUGGCAGCAGUGGAAAACAGUGUCAAAGUAUGGAAGAGCAUUAAAAGGAGCUUUGAUGACUGUAGAAAUCUGCUGAUUGCUAGUCAUUCAGAACUGCAAAAGUCUCCCGAAUUCAGCUGUAAGACAGUCACCCUUUACUGUCAGUGAAGAUGGUGUUUGGAACUUGUUUUUCUAUUUGUAUCAAUCUCUAUAUACACUUAGAAAUGUUGAGGAAGACUGCCUUGUAUGAAUUGUGAAAUGCUGUAAGUAUAGGCCUCCAUGGCAGUGGCAGACAGUUUGUCUUGGAAUUUUGUAGUGUACUAAGUCACUAUUCUUGUAAAGCAAAAUAAUGGUGUGAUCAUAAGUAUACUAUUCUACUAUUAUAUAAUAUGUUUCACUUGCAAAUAAAUCCAUGUAUGUGUUUCAUUUAAA